AUGGAUAGAGAAGAACCUGACAUUGAAAGUGUUGCCUCAGAUGCAAUAGAAAACGAGAGUCAUCCUCAAAAUCCAGAAAGCAUAAGACAAGAAAAAUCACCAGUUCAACGGACUGAUUCGAAGGCCACUGCCGAUUACAGCGAUCCUGAACAGCGCCCUCCUAUUUUUAAGUCUGCCGUUCAUGAAAUCGUGAGUUGCGUGUGUUUGACGUUUGCCCCUUGCGCGGCGUCUAUGUCUUCAGCCGCUUACCAGACCAGCUUAACCGCGACCUCCGAACACUUUAAGAUUUCAGGAGGACAGCUGACCUGGUGUGUCUCGGGGGUCAUGUUGGCGAAUGGUAGCUGCUUACUUUUGAUGGGAAACAUUGCAGACGCAUUUGGUCGCAAAAAAGCAUUAUUAUUUGGAUAUACCUCGUUUGCAAUUUUUGCUUUGAUAGGAGGCUUCAUGAAUGACUUUAUUUUGCUUUGUGUCUUCAGAGCAUUACAAGGUGCAGCAGUUGCUUGUGGAACACCAGCAGCUGCAGGAUUUCUUGGUGCGACCUACAGAGAUUCACGGCGAAAAAAUUUGGUAAUGAGUUGUUUCAGUAUUGGAGCCCCCAUAGGAGGUGCAUCAGGAUACUUUAUCGCAGGAGUUUGUGUUUCCAUUUUCAACUGGCGCUCAGUUCAUUAUUUUCUGGCAAUCCUAUACUGUAUAACAAGUAUCGGGGUGCUCUUGUUCUUGCCUAAUGACAAAAGAAUUGAUUGGAAGCACGCCAAGAAGAUUUUCAAACGGCUGGAUUACUUAGGUGCGUUAAUGUCUUUAUCAGGAUUCACUUUGAUUUGUUUUUCAUUGACACAGGUAGAUGCGACAGAAAGAAGAUGGCGAACUCCCUACAUUAUUGCCCUCUUGAUUGUUGGAAUUGCGCUCGUGAUAGGAUUUGGUUUCUACGAGACAUAUGUGCCAAAAAACCCACUUAUUCCAAUGAAGAUGUUCAAAAGCAGGAACUUUGUUUUGUGCAUUUGCAUUGCAAGUUUGAGUUGGAUGUUAUUCUUUGGUAUUUUCAACUAUAACGCUGUCCUGUACUUUGAGCAGAUACGAAAAUACUCAGUCAUUAUCACAGCUUGCUGUUUCCUUCCACAGCCAAUAGCUGGCUCAUUGGUCAGCUUGUUUGCCGGGUUCACUAUGCAUAUCAUUCCAGGAAAAUAUUUGGUUACACUAGGAUGCGGUGGUUUUAUUGUUUCCAGUAUUAUUUGGGCUACCAACAGUAUUCAUAGAAAUUAUUUUCUGGGGCCUUUUUGGUCAUUUUGUGUCACCGUCUUGGGAGUGGAUUUUGUGUACAAUGUUGCAAACCGUUGCUCCCUUUCGUCAGUUGAGCGCUCACUACAAAGUCAAGCAGCGGGUACUUUUAAUACUGUGAUCCAAUUGAGCUCUUCCGUGGGUUUGGGAAUAUCCACCACUAUUUUGGCUUCCAGAGACCCAUACUAUGGGCAAGCCAGCCAGGCUGACCAUCUAGAAGAACUUUUUGAGGGAAUGAAAUACUGUUACUACGUGGGAAUUGGCUUUUCGGGCUUGGCGUUAAUUUUGAGUUUAUUCCUCGAUAUCGGAGUUGUGGGAAGUGUCAAGCGAUAA
This is a messenger RNA of Ogataea parapolymorpha DL-1, 1608 nucleotides long. RefSeq lists its product as uncharacterized. The record is from RefSeq and is a predicted model, not a curated record. Gene Ontology annotation, biological process: transmembrane transport. Gene Ontology annotation, molecular function: transmembrane transporter activity. NCBI's taxonomy places the organism in Eukaryota, Fungi, Ascomycota, Pichiomycetes, Pichiales, Pichiaceae. The transcript has a single exon. Gene Ontology annotation, cellular component: membrane. The coding region runs from base 1 to 1608 and encodes 535 amino acids.